This is a messenger RNA of Rhinichthys klamathensis goyatoka, 1787 nucleotides long. It is a transcript of the gene egln1a, whose product is annotated as egl-9 family hypoxia-inducible factor 1a. The record is from RefSeq and is a predicted model, not a curated record. Gene Ontology annotation, cellular component: nucleus; cytoplasm. The transcript is spliced from 5 exons. Gene Ontology annotation, biological process: peptidyl-proline hydroxylation to 4-hydroxy-L-proline; cellular response to hypoxia. The coding region runs from base 271 to 1266 and encodes 331 amino acids. Lineage: Eukaryota; Metazoa; Chordata; Actinopteri; Cypriniformes; Leuciscidae. Gene Ontology annotation, molecular function: peptidyl-proline 4-dioxygenase activity; ferrous iron binding; L-ascorbic acid binding.
GGUUUGUACUGGCGACGUGCAGAACGCACACCAACACAACCACGCGCAUGAGGAGCGCGCCUGCGGGAUGGAGCGCGCGCGGCACGAUCCCAUACCCAUCCGUUUAUUUAACGGAGAAAGGGUGAAUAUACUUGUGUGAUGAAACGGAUACGGUUGUUGGUUUGCGUUUGUUGAGGCGGACGCGUUGUGCGUGGAUCAACGUGAAAGUUAUCCGCAGGAACGCGUGGGGAAGGACACGAUUUAAAGGGCCAGCAGCGCGCAAACAAGAACAUGGAGCGAUGCCCUACUGUUUUGGAUCCAGACCGGGAUAAACAGUAUUGCGAGCUGUGUGGCAAGAUGGAAAACCUUUUAAAGUGCGGUCGGUGCCGGAUCUCCUUCUACUGCAGCAAAGAACAUCAGAAACAGCACUGGAAAAAACAUAAACUCACCUGCAAAGAGGCUGGAAAGACCCAGAUUGUGGCACAAACUUCACAGCUGCAGGAGAAAGCAGCUGAUCCAACACUGUUCACCAGAAGUGAAAGCUCAGAAACUGACAGCAGCAACACAAAACACAAACCCCAAACACUAAAACUGGCCACGGAGUACAUAAUCCCAUGUAUGAACAAACAUGGCAUUUGUGUCGUGGACAACUUUCUGGGUGAAGACAUAGGAUUGUCCAUUUUAGAUGAUGUGAAAGCUCUUCAUCAGGCUGGUAAAUUCACUAACGGACAGCUGGUGAGUCAGAAAAGUGACUCUUCUAAGGACAUAAGGGGGGAUAAAAUCACUUGGAUCGAGGGGAAGGAGCCUGGAUGCGAGAAGAUCUGCUUCUUGAUGAGUCGCAUGGACGACCUGGUCAGGAAUUGCAAUGGAAAUCUGGGAAACUACACUAUAAAUGGAAGGACUAAAGCAAUGGUGGCGUGUUACCCGGCUAAAGGCACUGGAUAUGUGCGCCAUGUGGACAACCCGAAUGGCGAUGGGAGAUGCGUCACAUGCAUAUAUUACCUUAAUAAGAAUUGGGAUGCCAAGGAUCACGGAGGCAUACUGCGGAUAUUUCCAGAGGGUAAAGCUCAGUUUGCGGACAUCGAACCCAAAUUUGACCGCUUGCUUUUAUUCUGGUCCGACAGACGAAACCCUCACGAGGUCCAGCCGGCGUACGCUACAAGAUAUGCCAUUACCGUGUGGUAUUUUGAUGCUGAUGAGCGGGCGAGAGCUAAAGAGAAGUACCUAACAGGUGCUGGAGAAAAAGGAGUGAAGGUGGAGCUAAACAAGCCGUCUGAACCGAGCUAAUCAAAGUAGCAUUAAUCCGGACUUUUCCUGGUUACACACGGCGUGGAAAAAGAAGAAGAGGGAUUCGGAAAAGGCAGCGGGUGUCCGUGACGAAGCAAGAGAAGGAGAGGAGGAUUGAAUUAAUAGAGAUUUAAAACUCUGCAGAAUUCAACCCCAGUUCCUGGAAAACCAGCUAACUUUGAAUAUGACGGUUUAAUUUGACUUUUAAUAAGGUACAGUGCUCUGGAUUUCAUUCUCAUGUGACUGGAGUCACAGCGCUUCGGAGGAAGGCUUCAAAUGUUCAAAGGAGAAAUUUUGUAUUAUUUUUUUUUGCUUUUGGAUCUGGGACGAGUUUCUGCAUUUCGACCUGAUCUUCAUAAAUCAAGUUGCACAUCUAUGCAUGUUACUUCUCAUCUCCACUGGUCAGAGUGUCCGUUCGUACUGAAAUGCACCCGAUGCCAGCGAGGUAGUGGACCUUCGGCAUGUUUAUACUGGCAGAUGCAUCAUGGGAAUGUCAUCUGCAAUCCUAACUUUGUUACAUG